UGCCGAGGCGGGCGGCGGGCGCCGCUUCCGGGCGGGCGGCGGGCGCCGUUGGAGAGCUGCCGUCGCAGGGAGCACUACACCGAAGAAUGUCUGGAAGUUUCUACUUUGUGAUAGUUGGUCAUCAUGAUAAUCCCAUAUUUGAAAUGGAAUUUCUGCCUCCUGGAAAAGUAGAGUCCAAGGAUGAUCAUCGCCAUCUCAACCAGUUCAUCGCCCAUGCUGCUCUUGACCUUGUAGAUGAGAACAUGUGGCUUUCUAACAACAUGUAUCUGAAGACUGUGGACAAGUUUAAUGAAUGGUUUGUUUCUGCUUUUGUCACAGCUGGACAUAUGAGAUUUAUAAUGCUUCACGAUGUAAGGCAAGAAGAUGGAAUUAAGAACUUCUUUAAUGAUGUAUAUGACUUGUACAUAAAGUUUGCAAUGAAUCCGUUUUAUGAACUCAAUUCUCCUAUUCGAUCCAGUGCCUUUGAAAGGAAAGUACAAUUCCUUGGGAAGAAACACCUUUUAAGCUGAAUAAAUAAACUUCCCAAGUGAGUGCUUUUUCCGUACCUUCCUGAUUAUUUGAACAGUAGUUCUGGUUAGUUCUCAGCAUGUUUGAUACUCAUCUUCUGAAGAUUAACAAAUUGGAUGCUGAAGAAGCUUUUUUUUUUUUUUUUUUUUGCCGAUACAGAUAAGAACAGCCAAGCUUCUCUGGUUAAAACAUGUAUCUUAAUAAGUUUCCUUUUAUGUGCUAUGAAAAGUAAGUUUAAAAAUGUCAGGGGCUGAACAGGUACAAACUGAGACGUGGGUGUCAAUGCACAUGCAAAAUGUAAGGCUCUUUACAGGGUAGGAGGAAAUCUGAUCUAAAUGCAAAAUACACUUCAGUCAUGUGAUUUAAUAUGAGCAGAAGGGAAUUCUUGUCUGUUUGGCCUAAGUGGUUAAUUUUGUUACAAACUUUCCUACUUACAGUCUUUCCCUAGAGAACUUACUCUGCAGACUAAACAGACUAACCUUACUCUUUGUGGUAUUAAAUCAGGUCUAUCUAUAUUGUAAUGUAUGUAUUAUAAAGUGCUCAAUAAAAAGAAGAGAGGAAAGCAAAGCUCUGUCUUCAGUAUUUCAAGAAGUUUUUAUAAAAAUCCUUGAAGUUUUAAAGCUUAAAAUUUCAAAUUUACCAGAAGCUUAGUGCAAUACAUGUUUAGCUGCAGUGUUGCAUCAAUGAAAUGAAUGAAUAAAGUAGACCAGAACAGCUCUGUCUGCCCUGACUUUAAUUCUGAUUCACGCACGGAAAAAAACCAAACUAAAUUUACAUGUCUAAACCCACUUCUUUCCAUUAUCUCUGCAAGUGCUGACAUUUUCUUUUUGAAAAUGUAUUUAGAGUAGGAUAUUUGAACCAUGGAACUCUUAUUUGUUGAAGUUUCAGAAAGGCAUUAUUUGGCCUGUCUGGCUACUAUUCCAUCAUAAAAUGUGGUUAGGGACCCUUUUGUAAAACUUAGCAUCAUUCCAAAACAGUAAUUUUUAAAUAGGUCAUUUGGCAUAUUGUCCUGGUUUCGGCUGGUAUAGAGUUAAUCUUCUUUCUAGUAGCCGGUAUAGUGUUAUGUUUUAGAUUCAGUAUGAGAAGAAUGUUGGUAACACACUGAUGUUUUCAGUUGUUGGUAAGUCGUGUUUAUACUAAGUCAAGGAUCUUUCAGCUUCUCAUGCCCAGCCAGCAAGAAGGCUGGAGGGGCACAAGGAGUUGGGAGGGGACACAGCCAGGACAGCUGACCCAAACUGGCCAAAGGGGUAUUCCAUACCAUGGGAUGUCAUGUCCAGUAUAUAAACUGGGGGGAGUUGGCCUGGGGGGAUCGCUGCUCAGGAACUUCCUGGGCAUUGGUCAGUGAAUGGCAAGCAAUUGCAUUGCACAUCACUUGGUUUGUAUAUUCCAAUAUUGUUAUUAUUGUCAUUCUACUAUCAUCAUUAUUAUUUUCUUCUUUUCUGUCCUAUUAAACUGUCUUUAUCUCAACCCACGAGUUUUACUUUUUCCUCAAUUCUCUCCCCCAUCCUACUGCAGGGGCCAGGGGGGGAGCGGGGGAGUGAGUGAGCAGCUGUGUGGUGCCGAGUUGCCAGCUGGGGUUAAACCACAACACAUAUAUGUACUUAAUAUUUUCAUUGGUUUCACAGUUUUUUUAAGUAGUCUGUUUCCCUUCGCAGCAAAUCUGUAUAAGCUAUCUUCUUGGACUUUUUAAAUGUCUGAAAAGUAAUUUCCAAAGGAAGUGGCAGGCUGUUGUCGGAAGUGAGUUUUGCAUAGUCUGUACAAUUAAAGGGACCACAGGUGUAUGUGCUUUAAAUGUAUAGUCAGUCAUUAUUUCUUUGUAAUUUACACUUACUGCUAAACUGUCACUGUAAAAUAUUCCAUGAGAAAAAGAACAUGAUAUAAAGGUUGCAAUAUUUACCUUAAAUAAAACACGGAAUGAUGCAGUA
Harpia harpyja (harpy eagle) is the source of this 2432-nucleotide messenger RNA. It is a transcript of the gene TRAPPC2, whose product is annotated as trafficking protein particle complex subunit 2. The record is from RefSeq and is a predicted model, not a curated record. The coding region runs from base 87 to 509 and encodes 140 amino acids. Gene Ontology annotation, cellular component: cytoplasm; nucleus; TRAPP complex. NCBI's taxonomy places the organism in Eukaryota, Metazoa, Chordata, Aves, Accipitriformes, Accipitridae. Gene Ontology annotation, biological process: endoplasmic reticulum to Golgi vesicle-mediated transport. The transcript is spliced from 5 exons.